Messenger RNA from Mangifera indica (mango), 2813 nucleotides. RefSeq names its product rop guanine nucleotide exchange factor 7-like. The record is from RefSeq and is a predicted model, not a curated record. Bases 59 to 2131 code for a protein of 690 amino acids. The transcript is spliced from 7 exons. Gene Ontology annotation, molecular function: guanyl-nucleotide exchange factor activity. NCBI's taxonomy places the organism in Eukaryota, Viridiplantae, Streptophyta, Magnoliopsida, Sapindales, Anacardiaceae.
AUUCUCAGUAUUUUCUGUUUUACCAUAUACCAGAAUCAGACAUAUUAUUGGGACCUUUAUGGAUAGCGUUUUCACUCAGCAAGAGGAAAGAGAAGAGAAUCAACAACAGCAAGAACAGCCGGAGCAACUUCUACAAGAAGAAGACCACCAGCAGAAGCUUUGUGCACCAUUUCUGAAGCCUGGAAGCUUUGACAACUCCAACCCUUUUUCUAAUUUCCGUUUCUGGGUCUCCAAGUCUUUUAAGAACUUGAACUGCAAAGGGGCAUUCUCAAGUGGGUUUGGGUUGAAAAGGCUUGAGUGUAAUGUUUCGGUUGUGAACAACCCUGUUAAUUGUUCUUCACCUGGGAAAGCUACAAUGGAGCAUGUGAAUGUGAUAGAGGAGAAUGAAGCCCAUGAAGAGGUUAAGCAUCAAGUGUUCAGUGAAAAUGAGAGAAGAAUAGAGACGUUUGCGAAAUUGAUUGAAGAGAAAGGUCGGGAGAGCACUUCAAGUUCUUAUUUUUCGACAUAUGAGACAACAGGACAUGAGCAACAUAAUCACUCUAACUCAGAAGAGUCAUCUUCUCCAACUACAUUAGAUUGGCCUGUACAAAAAGCCGAGACACCGGAUUGCAAUAGUGUUGAUGGUAUUGAGAAAGAGAAGAAACUAGUUAUGGAAGAAAGAGAAAAGGAGAAACAAGGCUCUAAUCUUUCGGAGAUUGACAUGAUGAAGGAAAGGUUUGCAAAAUUGCUGCUUGGAGAAGAUAUGUCAGGUUCUGGAAAUGGGGUUUGCACUGCAUUGGCUAUUUCAAAUGCAAUUACUAAUCUUUGUGCGACCAUAUUUGGGCAACUUUGGAGGUUGGAGCCUUUGCCUCUUGAGAAGAAAACCAUGUGGCAAAGAGAGAUGGAAUGGCUUCUUAGUGUUAGUGAUCAUAUUGUUGAGUUGAUGCCUUCUUGGCAGACAUUUCCCGAUGGUAGCAAGCUUGAGGUUAUGACUAGCAGACCACGAUCGGAUCUUUAUGUUUAUCUUCCAGCUCUUCGCAAGCUAGAUAAUAUGCUUCUUGAAAUAUUUGAUAGUUUUGAAAAUACAGAGUUCUGGUAUGUUGACCCGGGAAUAUUACCCCUGGAGGCUGAUGGGUCAGCCUCUUUCCAUAGAUCUCUUCAGCGUCAAGAGGAAAAGUGGUGGCUACCUGUGCCUCGAGUCCCUCCUGGUGGUCUCCAUGAAAUUACUAGAAAGCAGUUGCAGCACAAGCGUGAUUGCACAAACCAAAUUUUGAAGGCUGCCAUGGCUAUCAACAGCAUUACUCUUGCUGACAUGGAAGUCCCUGAAUCGUACUUGGAAUCUCUUCCAAAGAAUGGAAGAGCCUGUUUAGGAGAUAUUAUUUAUCGGUACAUUUCAUCAGAUCAGUUUUCUCCUGAAUGUCUGCUUGAGUGCCUUGAUUUGUCCUCUGAACAUCAAGCCAUAGAAAUCGCCAAUCAAUUAGAGGCCUCAAUCUAUGUGUGGCGCAAAAGAACCUACUCCAAACCUGUCAAUAACACAACCCGAAACACCUCUAAGUCAUCAUGGGAAUUGGUCAAGGAAUUGGUUGUUGAUACUGACAAGAGGGAAUUGCUUGCAGAUAGAGCUGAAAGUCAUCUGCUAUACUUGAAGCAGUGCUUUCCUGGUCUUCCCCAGACAACUUUAGAUAUGAGCAAAAUUCAGUACAGCAAGGAUGUUGGAAAGUCCAUUUUGGAGAGUUACUCAAGAGUUUUGGAGAGCUUAGCAUUUAAUAUUGUGGCACGCAUUGAUGAUUUGCUUUAUGUGGAUGAUGUAACCAAGCAUUCGGAUCCACACUCUAGGGUGGCCAAAGUUGGUGUAAUUGCACAGAAGAGCAUUUCUAUUCCAUACUCGGUGCCUUUGGCCACUACUCCAUAUAGAACAGCUGACGCAACACCGUGCUUUUCACCAGCACCACUUCUUAGCCUGGCAACGGGAGAAGGAUCUCCAUUUUGCACUAGCAGCAAGGUUCCCCGGCAUGGCACGGGUGUGAAAAAGGUAUUGACAGAUUACCCCACAAUUGAGACCACAGGAACGGAAAGUGACAACUCGAUGGAUGAAGCCAACUCUAUUUUAAAUAGUAUUCAAGAAGGAACACCACCUCGGCUGGGAUUAUAAUCAUUGGAGUGUAUAAAAAGAGCUAUAAGCUUACCAACACAGGACACAAUUGUGGAGGAACAGUCCCUCAAGUUUGCCUUCUAAGGCAAUGUGUUUUGAUGCUAUGCGUUGGAUUAGGUAAUGUACGUAUGUAUCUCAUAGGAAUAGGUAAUUCAGAUAUAUAUUUGAGUUGGGAAGGUAGUUCAUACUGCUUAAACCUUGUUGUAAGGAUAUGCCAACGAUAUGUAAGGGCCUAAUAGGUAAGGAAUCCAUAUGGUAUCAAGAGGCAACAGGCUCACGAAGGAGAAAGGUAAGGACUGAAAAAGAAUCCAUAUGGUAUCAAGGGGCAACAGGCUCACGAAGGAGAAAGGUCAAGAGUGAAAAGGUUGAGGCAUUCCAAGAAUUGAAUUCGGGACCUCUCGCACCCUAAGCGAGAAUCAUACCACUAGACCAAAUGCCCAAUGCAGAGUUAAAAAGGAAUCCAUCUGGUAUCAAGGGGCAACAGGCUCACGAAGGAGAAAGGUCAAGAGUGAGAAGGUUGGGGCAUUCCGAGAAUUGAACUCGGGACCUCUCGCACCCUAAGCGAGAAUCAUACCACUAGACCAAAUGCCCACUGUAGUUCUGCGAUUGAACUUCUUAAAUAAAAGUUUAAAUUUAAAGAUGGAAGGGCUCGCACCCCAGCAACCGGCGGGAAUACUUACCA